AUGGCCCUGGAAGCCAUAUUUUCAAUGAUUUUUGCCCAGGUACUAUGUAACAUACCCAAUCCUGAAUGCAGCAUUAGUGAUCCUCUGCCUUUUCUUCACAAGGAAUACAACUCAGGAGACCUCAACAUUGUAGGCAUUCUGUCUAAGAUCUACAUAUAUUAUAAUGUGAUGGACUUCACUGAACCACCCUCUACUAAUCUUUUUGAUGAAAUUCUGGUCGUGACACCCCUCUUUCAGCAGUUCCUGGCUUUGCAAUUUGCAAUCAAGGAGAUCAAUGAAGAUCCUCAUAUUUUACCCAAUUGCACCCUGGGCUUCCAUAUCUAUAACAGUUAUUUUACUACAAUUUGGACCUAUCGUGCCUCAUUGGAACUCUUUUCUGCUCAGGGCAGAUUCACUCCUAACUACAGCUGUGACCAGCAGAACAGACCAAUAGCCGUCAUUGGAGGAGCAACGUCUGCAGUCCAGGCCCAUAUGACCACCAUCUUGUCUCUCUACAAAAUACCACAGAUCAUCUAUGGCUCAACUCCAGAGAUGAAUACAAAAACACAGGCUCCUGUAUACCAACAGAUGUUCCCAAAUGUGGAGCAUCAGUACAAGGGAAUUCUCCGGUUAUUGCUCCACUUCAGGUGGACUUGGAUCGGGGUGUUAUAUUCAAAUAAUGAUUAUGGUGAAAGGUCCAUAAUGGAUGAGGAAGAUCAUACUAUCUGCACUGGAGAAGAAAAACUGGACAGUCUCCCGACAUCUGUGUUUGAAAUGGACAUGACUGGCCACAGCUACAGCAUCUACAAUGCAGUCUACGUAGUGGCACAUGCAUUGCAUGGCUUCCAGUCCUCUCUUUCCAAAUACAGAACAGAAGAGCAUGGAGCCAGACAAAGUCUUCUAAAACUGCCACUCUGGAAGCUGAACUACUUUAUGAGAAGAGUCUCAUUCAACAAUAGUGCAGGAGAAAAAAUCUCCUUCAACCAGAAUGGAGAGUUAGAAGUUGGAUUUGAUAUUGUAAAUUGGAUCACUUUUCCAAACCAGUCUUUCCUGAGAGUCAGAGUUGGAAGGAUUGACCUGAUGGAUUCCCAAGAAGAAACACUUACCAUUGAUAAGGAGGAUAUUGUAUGGCCACGGAGGUUUAACCAGGCCCAGCCACUUUCUCAGUGUAACAACAAGUGCCCUUCAGGUUAUAGUAAGAGCAAGACAGAAGGGAAGCCAUUUUGCUGCUAUGAUUGCCUUCGAUGUCCAGAGGGAAAAAUGGCUAACCAAGAGGACAUGGAAGACUGUGUUGAAUGUCCAGAAGAUAAGUACCCAAACAAGGAUCAGGAUUUGUGUCUCAGCAAAAUGAUAAUGUUCUUGACAUAUGAAGAAUUUUGGGGGAGUCUUUUGGCCAGUUCUGCUCUUUUUUGUUCGUUUGUCACAGCUGUAGUACUGGGAAUCUUUAUUAAGCAUCUGGACACUCCACUAGUUAAAGCCAACAACCGGAACCUCACCUACAUUCUGCUUGUUGCUCUCUUGUUGUCUUUUCUUUGUGCAUUGCUAUUCAUUGGCCAACCUUCCAAGAUGACAUGUCUCCUUCGUCAAACCACCUUUGGUGUUAUUUUCUCAGUGGCCAUUUCUUGUGUUUUAGCCAAAACCAUCAUUGUGGUUCUGGCUUUCAUGGCCACCAAACCUGGCUCCAAGGUGACCAAAUGGGUGGGGAAAAGACUAGCCAUGGCAAUAGUAUUUUGCUGCUCCUUUAUUCAAGUUAUGAUUUGCACAACAUGGGUGACAACCUCUCCCCCAUUUCCAGAUGUUGACAUGAACUCAAAGAAAGAGGAAAUUAUCUUGGAAUGUAAUGAGGGCUCAGUCUUCAUGUUUUAUUGUGUCUUAGGCUAUUUGGGCUUCCUUGCCAUCAUCAGCUUCACUUUGGCUUUCCUAGCGAGGAAAUUGCCUAACACUUUCAAUGAAGCCAAGCAUAUUACCUUCAGCAUGUUGAUCUUUUGCUGUGUCUGGGUGUCCUUUGUUCCAACAUAUUUGAGCACAAAAGGGAAAUACAUGGUUGCUGUGGAGAUCUUCUCCAUUAUAGCCUCCAGUGCUGCACUGCUGAUUUGUAUCUUUUCCCCUAAAUGCUUUAUCAUUGUUUUCAGGCCUGAUCUGAACAAGAAAAUGCAGCCCACAAGGAAAAAGAAAUAG
Candoia aspera is the source of this 2157-nucleotide messenger RNA. RefSeq names its product vomeronasal type-2 receptor 26-like. NCBI's taxonomy places the organism in Eukaryota, Metazoa, Chordata, Lepidosauria, Squamata, Candoiidae. Gene Ontology annotation, biological process: G protein-coupled receptor signaling pathway. The record is from RefSeq and is a predicted model, not a curated record. Gene Ontology annotation, molecular function: G protein-coupled receptor activity. The transcript is spliced from 7 exons. Gene Ontology annotation, cellular component: plasma membrane. Bases 1 to 2157 code for a protein of 718 amino acids.